GCCUGGCUCGGGUUUUACGUUAGAAUGUUAAUUCCGCCUGCCGCAAUAUCGAUACUCGUCAUACUUUACGGUCUUGUGACGACCCGUUUGAACGAAAUAGGAGACGUGUGCACGAGUGACAUGUUAUUGUGCCCUCGCUGUCACUACAGCAGAUGCAAGCGCGAAGCACUCAAGAGCUCCUGUUUGUUCGCACAUUUGAACUACUUGUUUGACAACGCCGUCGUCGUUGCUUUCGCCAUAGUAAUGUCGCUGUGGUCCACUGUAUUUAUGGAAAUGUGGCAACGCGAAGACUCUGUGCUCCGACUCCAGUGGAACGUGACGCCCUAUGAAUAUCUGAUCGUCCCGAGGCCUCAGUAUACAGAACAGACGGACGAAUUGAAAUUUUGCCCCAUUUCCGGAACACUCGAACCUCACAUGUCGAAACGAUCUGUAACCUAUCGAUACGCGCUCACGUCCGUGUGCAUCUUGCUAUUGUUAGCCGUGAUGGUUUUGGCAACCUUCGCUGUGAUGGUGUACCGCGUGAGCGUCAACCUGGCCAUGGUUAGGUCGGUUGACGUGGACGUUAUAACGGGCAACACGGGACUCAUAGCGUCCGCGACCGGCGCCCUCAUGUCCGCCGUUUUCAUAGUGAUAUUCAAAUGGUUUUACGAGAAAGUCGCUCUGAAACUGACCGAACUUGAGAACCAUCGCACCCAAGACGCCUUCGUCAACGCGUACAUCUACAAGAGUUACGCGUUGGCCUUCACUAACAACUACGCCCCCUUGUUCUACAUCGCGUUUUUUAAGGUGCUCACUGAACGAACCAAACCGCGAUCCGCGCUAUCUACGGUUUCAGGGCAAGUUUUUCACUCACCCCGGCGACUUGAGGAUGUGGAGUUCGAUCGGCGGUUUGGAUUCGGAUAUCUGCGACCCGACGGGCUGCGUGGUCGAUUUGGCGAUGCUCAUGUUCACGAUAAUGGCGGUAAAAGCGAUAGCGAGCAACGUGCAGCAAGUCGUGGCGCCGAUCUUGGUGAACCUGUACAACGCGUAUCGCUCGAAAAUAUGGACGAGCGACGACGUGCCGCAGUGGGAGAGGGAAUACCUGCUCGCGCCCACCGCCGAAUUUUUCAUUAUCGACGAAUACAUGGACAUGGGUUGACCUCUGUAGGUAUACGUGUAAACAAUUUUGGCGACCCUAUUUUCGCUGCAGUAAUUCAAUACGGGUUCGUCAACUUCUUCGUCGUGGGGUUUCCGGUCGCGCCCCUCUUCGCCCUGUUGAACAACGCUGUAGAGUUGAGGGUCGACGCUUCAAAAAUCGUCAAAAGUUACCGCAGACCGGUGCCCAACAAGGUUGCCGGCUUGGGCGCGUGGUUCGGUAUUCUGCAGGCCAUGACGUAUAUCGGGGUCGUUACUAAUGCGUUGGUGAUCGCGUUCACCAGCAAUAUAAUGGAAAAAAUCGUGCACAGGAUGUCCCGACAACACGGCCAAACGUUUCUCAACUACACCCUAUCAGCGUACGACUUCGACGAGUUCGUCGUGUUGUUGGGCAGACAGGGAAACCUCGGCGGUCGUCCCGCCAACCUGUGCUACUAUCGGGGCAAACGGAACCCCCCCGGGCACCCCAUGGAGUACGCGAAUCGGAAGGAAUACUGGAAAGAGUUGGCGAUCAAGAUGGUGGCCGUUUUGGUGUUCGAGCACGUUAUCGUUACGAUAAAGGGGUUCCUCGCUUACGCGAUACCGGACGUCCCUUUCGCUGUCAAACAGCGAGUAGCGCACCGGGAGAACGUAAAGAAAAAACUGAGGAUGAGAGAGCUGCACGAGGAGUACUUGAAGAGACGCAGACGCAAGUCGGAAGACUAAACAAUUGACGCGAACUAAUCGGUCGGAAUUCGGGUUAUGACAUCACAUAUUUCAAAACGUGAACGUGGACCGCAUCUUAACGUCGAACAGACAUUUUACGCAGCCUAAAUUGGAUAAAAAAGGGUAUAUUUUAUGCAACCUUACCUGGUCCACAAUGGCGGCAAUCGCCAGAACCGGCCAUCUCGCUGUAAAACAAAUAAAUACAACAUUUUUUAAAGUGCCCGGAGCUCGCAUAACCACCAUAAUUUCGACCGAGAUUCAACAUUUAAGCCGAUAAUUGCCCGAAAUUUCGUAGCGACCAUGUUCAUCAACAUGUGGCGACGAAAGGAAAACAUUUUAAAGCUAAAAUGGCGUCUCGCCCAUGAGCAAAUCGAGACCGACAUAAGGCAGGUUCACGCGGACACGACGAAAUACGCGCGCCGCAGCCCCAUCACGGAUGAGAUAGAGCCGUUCACCCCGAGAAUGUUUAUCGUUUUGAGGUUCGCGGUGACGCUCGUAACGUGCGGAUUUCUGAUCGCGAUAGUGAUCGCGGCCUUGUUCGUCAUAAUAGUGAUUAAGCUUUACGCGACUGCGUGGUGGGAACAAAGCCGGAUCGACUUUUUCGCUUCAAACAGCUGGACGAUAUCGAUGGUCCUCGGGAGCGUCCUCCAAGUCUGUUUUAUUAAACUGUUCUCAAAGGCGAGUGCCUAUCGUAACAACAAACGUGGACCUCGCUAUCGAUCCCAACCCCUAGGUGUACGGCCCUGUAUCGAUACGACUCACCAAUCUCGAAAACCCACGCACCCAAACGCAGUUCGACAAUUCCGUCUUGUACAAGCGAUAUCUGUUGGCGUUCGUCAAUAACUACGCCCCGCUUUUCUACAUCGCGUUCGUGCAGGGAAGGCUGUACUCGACACCCGAUCGCGUCCACAACGUGGUAGAGAAGGACGUUUGCCAACCAUUCAAUUGCAUCACCGUGCUCUGCAUCCAGUUGGGGCUCAUACUGACGCUCAAGUCGCUGGCCGGCAACGUGCUGAACUUGGUGUUGCCGCUGACGAAGAGACGAUUCCAAAAGUGGUUCGCGAAGCAAACGGGGCCGCGUCAAGUGCUGCCCCG
Molecule: messenger RNA, 2934 nt
Organism: Cylas formicarius (sweet potato weevil)
Lineage: Eukaryota; Metazoa; Arthropoda; Insecta; Coleoptera; Brentidae
Product: anoctamin-3-like
Exons: 14
Coding region: 25-1839 (604 amino acids)
Biological process (GO): chloride transmembrane transport
Cellular component (GO): plasma membrane
Molecular function (GO): chloride channel activity
Source: RefSeq, a predicted model, not a curated record